AGGAAUUUGUGUAUGAUCCAAUACUGAUAUACAAAGCAACUAUUGAAAAGGAUUAUGGGAAUGGAGCGGAAAGAUUUCUAACUGAAGAUCCUACAAAACAAUUCCUUUCAGGAAAUUUUACUCAUGUGCCACUGAUGACUGGAAGCACUAAAGAUGAAUUUUCAUGGAAAGCUUUGCAGGUUCUUGCAAAUGGUUCUGCAGCUGAAGAAAUGACUGAGCACUAUGAAAAGAUUUUUCCCAUUUGUUUUCUGUAUGAGCAAAACACAGAACAUUCCCACACAAUCAGCAAGAAUUUGAGGAGUUUCUACCUUCACAAUCAGCCCAUAACAAAUAAUACAAGGAAUGAGCUUGGAAAACUGUAUGCUGAUUCAAUUACGAUAUUCCCAGUAUAUCGGCCGGCUCAAAUACUAUCCAAAAUAAACACAAUUCCAGUGUAUUACUACCAGUUCACUUAUCAGGGGAGAUACAGUUGGGUGGAUGCACCUGGAACUACUACACCUUAUGGUGUCGUGCAUCAUGAUGAUCUCAUUUACUUAUUCUACAUUUCAACGCUUUUCCCAUUCUUUAAUAAGGAUGACCCUGAAUACAUAACAGUGAAGAGAAUGACUAAAAUGUGGUCCAAUUUUGCUAAAUCAGGCAAUCCAACAUCAGAGAAGGAUGACACAGUAAAUGUGGAUUGGAAACCACUUACAGCAUCUCAGAAACAAUAUAUGGAAAUAGGCUCACAACUCACAAUGAAGAAGGGUUUAUACUACUAUGAUCGCAUGUCUGAAUGGAACAAACUUUUUCCACUGCCCUGUGUUAGUGCUCACAAAUGAUAUCCUUGAUACUGUUUUUAAUUACAGGUGAUUAAAAAGUAUAUGACACACAGAAGCAUAUUUUACAAAUGCACCAAAAAUAUUUUACUUACUGCUGCCUGGCUGUUGCCAAUGUAUUUAAGUUAAAUGAAUAAAAAUCAGUUUAAACAG
Molecule: messenger RNA, 968 nt
Organism: Schistocerca serialis cubense
Lineage: Eukaryota; Metazoa; Arthropoda; Insecta; Orthoptera; Acrididae
Product: esterase E4-like
Exons: 5
Coding region: 135-818 (227 amino acids)
Source: RefSeq, a predicted model, not a curated record